Molecule: messenger RNA, 1977 nt
Organism: Ananas comosus (pineapple)
Lineage: Eukaryota; Viridiplantae; Streptophyta; Magnoliopsida; Poales; Bromeliaceae
Product: RNA polymerase sigma factor sigF, chloroplastic
Exons: 9
Coding region: 120-1841 (573 amino acids)
Biological process (GO): DNA-templated transcription initiation; regulation of DNA-templated transcription
Molecular function (GO): DNA-binding transcription factor activity
Source: RefSeq, a predicted model, not a curated record
CGAGAGUCGUGUAAUGUGGAAAAAAAAUCUCUCAAACCCUACACUAUUAUGUGCACACAUCAUUGCGACAUGGAUAGAGAGAGAUAAGGUGGCGGAGGAGACGACGAAGGGAAUCGAAAAUGGAGGCUAGAACGAGCAUUCUCGCUCCUCCCAAUCUCCCACGAGCCCACCUCAGAAACCCUAGCUCCACUUCAGUUCCAAUGAUAAGUGAGCAUGCAAGCCGGAUUGUUACCUCGAUGACAACAUCAUCUCUUGUGCAUCGUCUUCCUGCAUCACUUCUUUCAUUGGAACAACAUCAUGAUCGUAAAGAUUACUACUUAAAGGAAGAAAAGGUUUCCCAGGCAACUCUGGAUAAACAGAAAGUUGGGGAUAGCAAACCUCUUUGUGAAGAAAAUGAAGAGUAUGAAUUUGGCCAAUAUCUGGAAUAUUUUCAACGCCAACUUAUUUCUCGUCCAGGACUCUGGCCACAACCUACAAUAAACAAGGAAAAUACUACUUCAAUCAUGUCUAAAGAGCUGUCUGUACAUCAUAGCAACUCCACUAAAGUGGCUGAAUCUAUACAAUUGGGGAACAGUCCAGAUUCUUUAUCACCAGCUGUUGUUCUGAGUCUUGCCAAGAAAGCCAUGAUGGCCACGAGGAAAGCCACCUUAUUAGCACAGAAAUCCAACAUUUUAUCUGCUGUGCUGGAUGAGCAACAUUUUUCUGGUGUGUCUGACAAAGAAUUUAGUGAGGAGAUUUCAAUCAAGAAAGGAAAAAUUGUUAAAUCAAAACGAUUAUUGGAGAGGAGGUCCAAGAAACGAAAAGCCUCAAAAAGUCCAAGCAGCAUUGGUUAUGAAGUUGCUAGUUUGAAGAGCAUUGACAUAAGCAAGAAGAUUGAUAAGCGUCUUGAUUCCAAUGAUCCUCUUAAGCUGUUCUUGCGGGGGCCGGAGACGAAGCAAUUAUUAACAUUAAAAGAGGAAAAGGACUUGAUUAUUCAGAUACAGGAUGUUAUUAGAUUGGAAGGAGUUAAACAGAGACUUGAGCUUCAGUUUGGUCAUGAACCAACGCUUGCUGAGUGGGCUCGGUCUGUUGGCAUGAGUUGUCAAGUUCUGCAGUCGUGCCUUUGUUCAGGAAGGCGCAGCAGAGAAAAGAUAAUCUAUGCUAACUUCCGUCUUGUGAUACAUGUAGCUAAACAAUAUGAGGGAAAGGGUCUCAGCCUUCAGGAUCUUCUGCAGGAGGGAAGCAGAGGCCUGAUUAAGAGCUUGGAGAAAUUUAAGCCCCAAGCAGGAUGCAGAUUUCCGAGCUAUGCGUACUGGUGGAUACGCCAAUCUAUUAGGAAGGCCAUAUUUCAACAUUCUAGAACAAUUCGGUUGCCGGAGAAUGUAUUCGGACUUCUGAGGAAGGUAAAGGCUGCAAGGAAACUGUAUAUACAAGGAGGAUAUCUGCCAGCAAAUGAAGAGAUAGCUAAAUGUGUCGGAAUCACGUCCCAGAAGCUGGAAAGCCUUCUAUUAAGGGCUAGAAACCCAGUGCCCAUUCGAAAACGUGUCUGGACAGAUCAGGACGUCACUUUGCAGGAGAUCACUGCAGAUCCUGAGGUUGAAAUCCCUGAUCUAAACAUAUCGAAGGCGAUGAUGAGAGAGCAUGUGCGCAACUUCCUCAGAAUUCUCAACCCUAGGGAGAGGAAAAUAAUCCAAUACCGAUUCGGUAUUCAUGACGGUGAGCGGAAAUCUCUCACAGAGAUUGGUCGCAUGUAUGGCCUAUCGAAGGAAAGAGUUAGGCAGCUGGAGAGCCGCGCUUUGGACAAGCUAAAAGAAAGCCUUCCGAGCCAAGGGCUUGAGGCUUAUCUCCACUUGCUAAUCUAAGAGGUCUAGGUACUCUUCACCGUGCGCCCUCUGAAUUUUAUUUUAUUUUAAUUUUUAACUAUAAAUGUUCAUAACAAACUAAUAUUUCUGUAAUUAGCUAAUAUGUACUUCUCUAUUGACUGUAUAUUCAUUCAGU